AUGUUAGGAUUUUUUCAUGAACAUGGGAUUGGCACAGUUGUGGAAUAUCAAACGGCCUUCGAAUAUUAUUCGAAAGCCGCAAGCACGGUAACCGAUGGAGAUGAGAUUUCUACAUUUUCAUCAUUGUCUGAGAGUAACAGGGCUAUUGGGAAAAUCUGCCUUGCCAACUUCUAUUUAGAAGGAAAAGGCGUGGCACAAGAUGAGAAAAAGGCAUUCCAAAUUAUGCUUAAAUUCUCUGAGGAAGGAUCAAUCAGAGCACUAAACUUUAUUGGAGUUUGCUAUGCAAACGGUUAUGGUGUAGAAAAGAAUGAAUCAAAAUCUUUCGAGUUAUAUUUAAAAUCUGCAGAAAAAGGCAAUCUUAUUGCGCAAUGUAAUUUAGGAUAUUGCUACCAGGAAGGCGAAGGGACAAAAGAAGAUAAAGUUAAAGCAUUUCGAUGGCGAUUAAAUUCCGCCUUGGCUGGAAAUAUUGUUGCAAAAUAUUUUGUUGGCGAUUCCUUUUAUUAUGGGACUGGAAUUGAGAAAGACGAGGAGACCGCGUUUGAAUGGUACUUGAAAUCUGCCGAGGGUGGCUAUGAUGGCGCACAGUGCGACCUCGGUUUUUGUUAUGGAACGGGUUCUGGAACAUCUCAGAAUGAUAAAAAAGCAUUUGAAUGGUACCUUAAAGGUGCUAAAAACGAAAAUAUAAUCAGUCAACGAGCAGUUGGUGCACGAUACUUGCGAGGGAAUGGGAUCGAAAAGGAUAUUAUCGAAGGCAUUCGCUGGUUAACUUUGGCUAAGAAUAAAGGAAACGAGGAAGCCGCAAACCUGUUGAUGGAUUUUCUUGAUGAUCUGCUUUAA
Acaulospora colombiana is the source of this 837-nucleotide messenger RNA. The record is from the annotation of a GenBank genome assembly. NCBI's taxonomy places the organism in Eukaryota, Fungi, Glomeromycota, Glomeromycetes, Diversisporales, Acaulosporaceae.